Molecule: messenger RNA, 1852 nt
Organism: Betta splendens (Siamese fighting fish)
Lineage: Eukaryota; Metazoa; Chordata; Actinopteri; Anabantiformes; Osphronemidae
Gene: isl2a
Product: ISL LIM homeobox 2a
Exons: 6
Coding region: 155-1234 (359 amino acids)
Biological process (GO): axonogenesis; positive regulation of transcription by RNA polymerase II; neuron fate specification
Cellular component (GO): nucleus
Molecular function (GO): cis-regulatory region sequence-specific DNA binding; DNA-binding transcription factor activity, RNA polymerase II-specific
Source: RefSeq, a predicted model, not a curated record
GUCCAGGUCUGCAGACGUCACUGGUCGAGAAUCUUUGUUUUCUCUCCACCUCUCGGUGGAGGAAUACAAGUUUAUCAUCCAGCCAGGGACGGGACGGUCUCGUCUGCCGCUCCUCUCCUGUAUCUGUCGGCGUGCACUGGGCUAUUUCUCCUGUAUGGUGGAUAUUCUUCUCAACACUUCUUUCUUGGAUGAUAUGGGGGAUCAUUCAAAAAAGAAGUCGGGAAUCGCAAUGUGUGUGGGCUGUGGAAGUCAGAUACACGACCAGUACAUCCUGAGAGUCUCCCCGGACCUGGAGUGGCAUGCAGCCUGCCUCAAGUGUGCAGAGUGCAGCCAGUACCUGGACGAGAGCUGCACUUGCUUCGUCCGAGACGGAAAGACUUACUGUAAAAGAGACUACGCAAGGUUAUUUGGCAUCAAGUGUGCAAAGUGCAACACGGGCUUCUGCAGCAGCGACCUGGUGAUGAGAGCCAGGGACAACGUGUAUCACAUGGAGUGUUUUCGGUGCUCGGUGUGCAGUCGACACCUUUUGCCGGGAGACGAGUUCUCCCUGCGGGACGACGAGCUGCUGUGUCGGGCGGACCACAGUUUGCUGGUGGAGCGGGCCUCUGCAGGGAGCCCACUGAGCCCGGGGAACAUCCACACCAGACCGCUGCACAUUUCAGACCCGGUUUCGGUUCGCCACCCUCCCCAUCAUCGGAACCACGUCCACAAGCAGACCGAGAAGACCACCCGGGUACGGACGGUGCUGAACGAGAAGCAGCUCCACACACUGCGGACGUGCUACAACGCCAACCCGCGACCGGACGCCCUGAUGAAGGAGCAGCUGGUGGAGAUGACGGGCCUGAGCCCCAGGGUCAUCCGCGUCUGGUUUCAGAACAAGCGCUGCAAAGACAAGAAGAAGUCCAUCCUGAUGAAGCAGCUCCAGCAGCAGCAGCACAACGACAAGACCAAUCUGCAGGGCCUGACAGGCACGCCUCUGGUGGCGGGCAGCCCCAUCCGACACGACAACGCCGUGCAGGGGAAUCCCGUGGAGGUGCAGACCUACCAGCCACCGUGGAAGAGCCUCAGCGACUUCGCCCUGCAGAGCGACCUGGACCAACCCGCCUUCCAGCAGCUGGUGUCUUUCUCUGAAUCGGGGUCUCUGGGAAACUCCUCGGGCAGCGACGUGACCUCCCUGUCGUCGCAGUUACCGGACACUCCGAACAGUAUGGUCCCGAGUCCCGUCGACACGUGAGGAGACCCCCCCGGGAUCAGCUGGAGCCCCCGUGGCCCUUAGAGACGCGCAAAUGGCUCAGUGAGACGCAACAGCGAAUAACGGAUCGGGGUGGAUUAUCUUCGAGGUCCCCUGUGGAGUACUGGAGGCCCGACUGUUCCUUUUCACAUUUAGACACUUUAGCUCACUAUUUUGCUCAAGGACACUUCAGCAGGACAGCAGGACAUGUUAACGGGGCGUCUGGGAACGGGACACCUUGACCUCUACAUGAUGCCAAUGGUCGAACUGGACAUAACGUGGGGAGGAUGUUGUGGCAGCGCGUCAGCGUGUAGCUACUGGACGUCUCAACGUUAAUGCUUAACAGUAUGUUUAUCAGGAAAAUACAAACUGUGUAGAUGUGCAUGAUUUCCAAGUGUCACUGUCGACUCGUGUAAAUUACCUAAACUAAUAACGAAACAUGCGCAUUGUUGGCGUUUCCUCCAGAAAAUAAGUUAUUAUUAUUUAUUAUGGUGACAGACAUAGUCGAUCUUAUCAAUAAAAACAUAGGUCUAACUGAAUAUUGCAUGCAAAAUCCAUUUGUUCCGCAAGCCGUCAGAACAAUUAAAGCCGAGAAAAUAAAUCAGUUUUGAGGAAAACGAA